UUGGAUAACGCGGCGAGGGGAUGAAUGGCUGGUGGGUGACCAGUUCCUAGCGUUAACCUCCGAAGAGGAACCUGUCGAACCUCGGAGGGUUAUUCUAGACCUUCCCCGGCUACAGGGGGCACUGGCCGGGGACGACCACCCAAUCCCCCAUACUCGUGGGAAUUUCAUGGAAAAUUUAAAUACAAAAAACGACGUCAAAGUGGGUGUUGAAGAAGAGGUCGAAAGACGGAGGACGACUCGGUCUUCAAUAAGACAGAGUGUGGAGCAGGAUGUGGUGGCGAGGUCGCCUCGGGUGGUGCUUGAGCGCAUCGCCUCGCCCCAGCAGCAGGAGGAUAUGGAGGUCGCGGAGCAGACUUACUUGUCUUGUCGCUCGCGCGAUAGCUCCGCAGGUAGAUCGGACCGAAAGCGUCCCAGGCGGGACAUUUCGGACGACAGGUUGUCUGUGGGUGCUGCUUCGGACUGUGGAAGCGAGGUGUCUUUUGCCUCGUCAACACGGUCCCGGGGCUGCGUCACCCACGGACGUUACGUGGGCCUUCAUCGGCAAAGGGAGGAGUUCCGGAGGCUCGCAGCCGAGUCGGCGCAGCCCUUCGACACCGACCAGGCCAAGAAGGAUGAAGAAGAGAGGCAGAAGAGGGAUGCCAGGGCGGCGGUCCGGGACAUGUUGAGUUCCGGAUUGAAACCGAUCGAUCCUUCUUCUGCCAAAGAAAUGAUCGAAGGCGGCCUGAUGGCGGUCUUGGAGGUAGCUCGUACCUCCAAGAAUAUAAAGGGCUGCCUUAUAAAGAAAAUGAAGGACGCGGUGGAGGAUAUUCAGGGCGGCGUUCGCGCCCUGACAAAGUCCGCCGGGACCGAGAGUCUGCUGGCGGAGAACGCCAGGCUCAGCCGGGAACUCGAGGAGCUGCGGGCUAAAGUCCAGUCCGUCGAAAAGCGGACUGCCCCAGCGGCUCAAGACGAAGAAGACGAACGAAUGAAGCGCAUCAUGCUGUCCGUCGGGACCAUGAUGGACGCAAGACUGGCUGGGGUCAUCAGUCGACUCCCGCCGGAGCCUAUAAUGCGUCCGCCAUUGGCGGCGGACAGAAGACGCGCGGAGGCGGAGGCUGCGAGCCGUGGGCCCAAGCCUGGCUACAACCAGGUCCUCAAGGCGGCCCCGGCUCCGAAGCAGGCGCCGAAACCGGCGCCACGACAGGCACCGAAGCCGACCCCGAAGCCGGACCCAAAACCGGCCAAGGGGAAGGCAAAGAAAUCGACGGGGCAACCUGCACCGGCUCUUACACCGGCGACAGAAGAGGCGCCGGCCCUGGCACCAGCGCCACAAGAGCCGGUACCUAGCACGUCGGAGACUGUGGAGGAAGGGUGGACCACAGUCUCCAACAAAAAGAAGAAGGGGCCGAAGCCUAAGGCGCCGGAGCAGCCGGCGGCGAAGCCGGCCAAGAGAACCCCUCCCACAAAGAAGCAGGAGGGGCGAAAACCGGCGACAAAGGGGCCGAAGAAGGAGUCGGGGAGGACGCGGCGGAGAAGGGGUCAGCGCCAGAGGCGUCUUGCCCGCACCUCUGCUGUCGUCCUCACCAUAAGCGAGGAGGGGGCACAGAAGGCCCUCACUUAUGAGACGGUCCUGCGGGAGGCGCGAGAGACCAUCGACCUCAAAAAGAUGGGGGUCGACAUGGAGGUCGACCCAAUCCGCAUACGCAGGACGCAGACCGGGGCUCGGGUUCUCGAGCUCCCGCAGAAUGUUGGUCGGGAGGCGGCUGACGGCAUGGCAGAAGAACUGCGUGCCAGGUACGGCGGUGACGUCAGAGUCACUAGGCCUGUGAGGUGCGCGGAGCUCCGGGUGUCGAACCUGGACGACUCCGUCACCGUGCAGGAGAUCCUCGACGUCGCCGCACGUCAGUCGCAGUGCGCUCCCGACCAGCUCAAGGUGGGAGACUUGAGGCCCAGCUACGGUGGGAAUUUCAGCGGUGCUGAAGUGCCCACUGGAGGCGGCAUCAAAGUUAGUUACCACCAAGACACAAAAGUUCUUGGUGGGAUGGAGCUCGGCGCGGGUCGUGCAGCUUGAAGCACGACCCAUGAAGUGCUUCCGCUGCCUUGCACUAGGCCACACAAGGCCAGUGUGCAUGUGCCCCACGGACCGCAGUGGUUUAUGUUACCGCUGCGCGAUGCCGGGGCACAAGGCAGCGGAGUGCAAGGAGACGGCAAAGUGCGCCAUAUGCGCCGAGCUCGGGCGCAGUGCCGCCCACCAGAUGGGAAGCCGGGGAUGUGCUCCCCCGGCUCUAAUAAGGAAGAAGAUGGCCGCAUUGGGGAAAGUGCCCAAUGCGGUCACGUCACAGGCGCGCCCCUGUGAGGAGGAACGGAUGGACGAAUAAUGGAUAACGUCCGUCCACACUUCCUCCUC
Messenger RNA from Trichoplusia ni (cabbage looper), 2386 nucleotides. Its product is annotated as GATA type zinc finger protein asd-4-like. The record is from RefSeq and is a predicted model, not a curated record. The transcript has a single exon. NCBI's taxonomy places the organism in Eukaryota, Metazoa, Arthropoda, Insecta, Lepidoptera, Noctuidae. Bases 167 to 2050 code for a protein of 627 amino acids.